Molecule: messenger RNA, 1875 nt
Organism: Trypanosoma theileri
Lineage: Eukaryota; Euglenozoa; Kinetoplastea; Trypanosomatida; Trypanosomatidae
Product: Chain A, Sialidase
Exons: 1
Biological process (GO): ganglioside catabolic process; oligosaccharide catabolic process
Cellular component (GO): intracellular membrane-bounded organelle; cytoplasm; membrane
Molecular function (GO): exo-alpha-sialidase activity
Source: RefSeq, a predicted model, not a curated record
AUGUCCACAGAAGAGCGCGAGAGAAGCAGAGUCAUACUCUUUGAACGAGGAGUGACGACAGUUCCAUUUGAAGAUAAUAAUGGGACGACAUAUGAAAGAGUAGUCCAUUCAUUCCGUAUUCCUUCCCUUAUUGACGUGGAUGGUGUGAUGGUCGCCAUCGGUGACGCCCGUUAUAAUACGUCUAGCGACAACUCCUUUAUCGAGACAGUGGUAAAGUUCAGUGUAGACGAUGGGAAGACGUGGGAAACACAAAUUGCAGUGAAGAACACUCGUGCGAGUAACGUUUCUCGUGUGGUGGACCCUACAGUCAUCGUAAAGGGGAACAAGAUUUACAUGCUUCUGGGAAGAUACAACAAGUCGACCAAUAACUGGAAUCAGCACACUACUGGAAAUGAUUGGGAGCCUGUGCUUUCUGUUGGUGAGGUUAAGAAGACAACGAUAGAUGGUAAGGUGAACGCAACGAUUACAUGGACCGAUCCUGUCUCACUAAAAUCUAUUUUCCCUGAAGAGAUUGCAGGUAGGUCAUUAAAAGAAUAUCUUGGCGGUGUAGGGGUUUCUAUUGUAACAACGAACGGUACUCUUGUGUUCCCAGUCCAGGCAAUGAGUUCAAUUGGGAGGACCACUGCAAUGAUUAUGUAUUCUCAGGAUGAUGGUGAAACAUGGAAGUUCGCAAACGGUAUCACUGCACUGGAUUGCACUGAAUCUUCUAUUCUUGAAUGGGAGGGGAAGCUCAUCAUGAACACUCGCGUUGACAUUGGCUACCGCAAAGUCUUUGAGUCCACAGACCUGGGGGAGACAUGGACAGAGGCUGUUGGUACACUCUCCCGAGUGUGGGGCAACUCACCAUCACGUAAAGGACCUGGUAGUCAGAGUCCCUUCAUUCCUGUAACGAUUAAGGGGAAGCGUGUGAUGUUGUUUACACACCCCCGGAAUUUCAAGGGUAGAUGGAACCGUGACCGACUCCACCUAUGGGUAACGGACAACAACCGCAUAUUUGAUAUUGGUCAGAUUUCCAUUCGUGAUGAGAACGCCGCCUACAGUUCACUGCUCUACAAGGAUGACAAGUUGUAUUGUUUGCACGAAACCAAUCUUCAGGAGAAUUACAGUCUUGUUUUUCUGGAGCUAAAAGAAGAACUAAACUUGAUCAAGUCAGUGGUGAAGACCUGGAUCAAGCAGGACAAGAACUUUUCAGACAUUUGCACCCCAGUCAACCCAAAGACACAGGCUGGUGCAAGUGACUGCGACCUCCCGUUCCCCACUGCUGGACUUGUUGGCUUCCUUUCCGAUGGUGGUGACGGUAAACAGUGGAAGGACGCGUACCGCUGUGUGGACGCCAGGGUGAAAAAUGCCAAGAAGGUUCCCAAUGGUAUGAAAUUCAAAGGAGUUGGUGCAGGGGCACUUUGGCCAGUAGGUAAGCAGGGACAGAACCAGCGAUACCAUUUUGCAAACUACAUGUUUACGCUGGUAGCAACGGUACAGAUCGUUGAGCUACCAGAAGUCGGCAACCCAGUCCCACUAUUGGGAGUGAGUUUGGAUGAGGCUGGUCACAAGAAGCUUCUGGGACUCUCAUUUAACAGCGACCAGCAGUGGAACCCAAUAUGCGGGAAGAUUAAAGCCGCACCUAACGGAUCGUGGGAACUGAACAAGGCAUACCAGGUGGCACUCACUUUUGAACACGGAGUGGGUUCGAUCUAUGUUGACGGGGAGCCCUUGGCAUGCUCAGGGGAGAAGCUUCAAUACGAUACAAGGUCCCUCGCUGUUUCACACUUCUACAUUGGUGGAUAUGGAACCAGUGAACUGGAGACGGAUGGCCAUGUAACAGUGACCAACGUUCUUUUAUACAACAGACAACUGAACCAGAGCGAACUCAAAACC